Messenger RNA from Acaulospora colombiana, 1047 nucleotides. The record is from the annotation of a GenBank genome assembly. Lineage: Eukaryota; Fungi; Glomeromycota; Glomeromycetes; Diversisporales; Acaulosporaceae.
AUGGGCUGUAACAUCGACACCCUCAAAGAUCUAAAGGAAAGUGUUAAUCACUUUCCAUCCGGAAAUGGUGCGGCUCACCUCUCCAUUCCAGCAGAAUAUAUUACCAUCCCGCUCGAAGCCAUAUCGUCUUUCACGGCCGAACUACAUCUGUUCGUUCUGGUGGAUCCAAAACCACCGCUUCCUCAAAUCAUAACUGGAUUCACAGAGGGUGAUGUAUUGGAAUCGAACACAAACACAAACCCAGCCCUUCAAGCCCUCAACGAUGAGCUGUACGACUUCCUGGCCCUUUCCGUCCGCGGGUUCAUCUUUCCAUGGUGGAUGAAGAUCAGUCCAAGGGACAGAGAGUUUCCUCUGGAAGUCACACGGAUUAUAACCCACGUGUUAAGGCAGGUAGAGGACCGUGUCAUGGUUGCAGACGUGCCUCUCCUCUUGGCAAAUGUCCUACCGACACUCCUUAAACAACACUAUGCCGACUAUCAUACUGCUUCUGCCAAGGUAGCGACAUCGUAUGUAACUGGGCUACCGUCUGACAACGAUCCACUGGCCCAUAUUUUCCAUUCACUUCAACCGCAUAUGGCAAUUUCCGCAGAGGGCAGAAUAGAUCCAAACUACAUACGCCAAGCCGUAGAAUAUGUCAUGAAGGCUUGUCUUCCACCUGAAGACUGGGAGUCGGAGACAGAGCGCAGCAUCGUACGGGAAAUCAUUGUCAAAAUUAUCCUGGAAAAUGCUUUCCCUCGAUUGAGUCAAGGGUGGUUUAUACAAAAGAAUUUACUAGAACUAUUAGGGUCACCAAAUGAUUUUGUUGCUCCGACUGAAAAGGACGAUCAGCCACCUGCUCCAGCUCGCGCAAAGUCUACGUUCAAUCUAGUGGUCGUAUUCGUUUUAUCGGCUGUACAAAGUAUCUCUGGGUUUGCAUUAGCGGCCAUAUCUGGGGUACAAGCUUGUCUGCAGACCAUCGCCGACGUGAAGAAGGCACCUCCUAGAAAAUAUCGAACCGACCCUACCAGAAGAGACCUCGCAACUCCUAGCGUUGAGAUGUUGGCCGAA